AUGGCGAAAGCUCUCAUGGGGGCCUAUGGGUUGCAUCUUCUGAUUGCAAGCGGUUGUGUGCUCCUUGUACAUGUUGCUGGCAGAUUCUCAUCUCACGUGGCGCCAUUGGUGAUUCGAGGGGGUGGAAUAGGAGAUGCGAACCAGACCCUGCCGAUACGCCAAGACCUCCAUAACAUGAAUAGAGAGGAGUUAGAUGCAAGGCUGUGGCUAGAACAGGACAAGAUGAAGAGAGAACGGAAGAAGGUAGAGAAGAAGAUAGUUAAAGUAGAACGAGAGAUCAGGAAUGUUCAGGCAAGAACGGAGAAGGUAGAGAAGAAGAUAGUUAAAGUAGAACGAGAAAUCAGGAAUGUUGAGGCAAAGCACAAGGACUUGAAGAAGCAGGUAUCGCAACUUCAUGACAAGGGGGCCAACAAGAAGUUCAUCAAGAAAAUAACGCAGGAAAUAAAGUACCUUCGAGACAAAGAGUUGCAACUACGAGACAAAGAGUUGCAACUUCGAACGGAAAAGAAGCAACUUCGAACGGAAAAGAAGCAACUUCGAACGGAAAAAAAGCAACUUCGAGAUAAUGUCAAAGAGAAGAAAAAGAGCCUUUCCUGGUCAGAGACAGAUCUGGAUCUUAGUCAAGCAGGAUACAGUGAGGAUCGCAAAAUUUUCACCAUCGAUCGAGCAUUACUGAAUCCAAGUCCUGGGCCAGCAGGGCAGCUGAUGCUCUACUGCAGGGAAAGCUUCAAUGAGCAAUGGCGUUUCCUUGAGGAGAAGGUAUGCAAGGAAGGAUAUUUGGGUUGGAUCCUAGGCCCUCCGGGGACAGGGAAGACGACGACGACGACAAGUUUCCUGCUAUGGCAAAGCAUGAAAGCGAGUUGGAGGGUGAUGUGCGUACGACUCUGGAAGGCGGGUCCUGUCAGCCUGAUACAGGUGGUUGACGGGAAAGAAAGAAGGUGCGACUUUUCUUUGAAGAGAGCAGGGGACGAGAUAGAGGACUUCCUUGAAGGAUGGGGAGGGGUCAGCGAAAAGUACCUUCUGUCCUUGGACGGUUACUUGGAGGGGAGUCCGGAACAUGAUAAUUUGCUCAGUGUCUGCAUGCUAUGGCGCCGUCAUGACAUGGAGAAUCGCCGGCUUGUCGUUACGACUUCGAUGGGUGCUCGAAUAAAGGUGUAUUCUGAGCAAGAUAUGAUAGAAAGGAUCAAGGAAAUGAAAGUAUACUCGUGGAUGCUUGAGGAGUACAAGGAAGCCGUCAAGCACGACCUUCUGUACAAAAAUGUAGCUAACAUGGUGGGAUCGAGCUUGGGAACGAGGAAUACGGUGAUGAAGCAGGAGACCGAACAGGAGAGAAGAGCGAGAGAGGUAGAGUCCAAAUAUCAGAUUGUUGGAGGCUCAUGUCAGUACAUGUUCCAAUACACGACAGCAGAGGCGAUUGAACAACUGUGUUUCGCGAUGGCUUCUGUGGAUAAUUUUGAAACGCUGAUGGAUUUGAAAACGGGAGACCAAGCAAAGCGGAUGGUGAAUCGGCUGCAUGGAAUGUAUCGUGUUGGAGACAAUGUGCACUGGGGGCUUGUCAGCAGGUUUGUCGCCACAGAGCUAGCACAGAGGCUUGGAGAAACUUUUGUGAGAAAGAUCGAGCAGUUGGUGGGGAUCGCUCAGAAUCCGAUACUUCGUUGUUUGUUGUUUGAGAUGCUAUUCUUUGCUCGGAUAGGAAACAACCCAGGGCUACGUGUGACCAGUAGGACAGGAGAAGAAGUCAAUUGGGAGAGCCUUGCUGUGAAGACGUUUGACCCGACACAACUCUAUACGUCUGGAAUCGAGAGGAGUGUAUGCCUAAAGCCAAUAGCUUGGAAUCAGGGCAGCUACGACGCGGUGAUUCUAGAUCUAAGGGAGAGGAUAGUGCGCUUUGUGCAGGUGACAGCGGCAAGCAAGCAUGACCUGAGACUGCAGUACUUUGCAGACUGCAUGGAUGCCUUGAGCAUCGAAAGAUGGGGUCAAUGGAAGUUGGAGAUUGUUUUCGUCGUCUCAAAGGACAAUCUUGCAGAGUUCAGUCUGAGCGAGGUGGUCGAGGAAGGCGCGCUCGCUAGGUAUGGUUGGAGAGCCGGAGAGGAAGCGAGCAAAGCGUGUGUGGUUGGGAUGGACCCUAGACCACAAGGAUGA
This is a messenger RNA of Guillardia theta CCMP2712, 2142 nucleotides long. RefSeq lists its product as hypothetical. The coding region runs from base 1 to 2142 and encodes 713 amino acids. The record is from RefSeq and is a predicted model, not a curated record. NCBI's taxonomy places the organism in Eukaryota, Cryptophyceae, Pyrenomonadales, Geminigeraceae. The transcript has 2 exons.